Cephus cinctus (wheat stem sawfly) is the source of this 4121-nucleotide messenger RNA. Its product is annotated as proton channel OTOP1. Gene Ontology annotation, cellular component: membrane. Gene Ontology annotation, molecular function: proton channel activity. The record is from RefSeq and is a predicted model, not a curated record. Bases 1 to 2214 code for a protein of 737 amino acids. Lineage: Eukaryota; Metazoa; Arthropoda; Insecta; Hymenoptera; Cephidae. Gene Ontology annotation, biological process: proton transmembrane transport. The transcript has 8 exons.
AUGGGAGAAAGUUCUCCUGAUCUGAGCCUGCGGCUUCGCCGUGGUAGCUCCGACUCCAGGGAUUCCUUCUACAUGGACUUUGCGCAGGGUAUAGAUUCGGAUAUCGAAGAAGUAGCCAGACCCAAUGACAGCUCUGAUCCCAUUGUGGAUAACCGUAUCGAAGAAAAUGGCAACGACCUUCUGCCACCUAUAGAGGACAUUACGACGAUACCGGAAGAGGUUUCUGAAGAGCUAAGGGAGGAACAGGAAGAGGCCCUCGAAAGACGCGAUGAAGCUCGAGUAAUUAGCACGGAGACUGAGAAACCGGCUGACUGGCCAGGAUUACCUGCCGCCCUGCCUUCCCCAGCUUCUCCGUCGGCUGUCAUAGUCUCACCGGAAACGCUCUCGAGACACAGCAGCAGCUCGCCAUCCAGAACUCAUCGGUCACCUCAGUUCGCCUUGGCACUUCCAUGUUCCUCGCGACCGAUUCCUGCUGUCUGCUAUCCGGCACCUACGUUCCUACAGGUGACUGAAGACCGGAACUGGAAGCACCUAGGAGCAAACGCCUUGGCGACGACGCUCAGUGCUCUCUAUGGGAAACUUCUGGUUGUCAUGGGGAUCGCCUUCCCCAUGGCGGAAGUCAUCUCUACUUAUAUACCACCUUCCUUUUACGAGGCGUUCUAUCUUUAUUUAUACUUUGGCAGUAUGAUCUUUCUCUUGUAUAUGUACGCCAUGUUGCUCAGGGAUGGAAAGCCAAAACCGAAAAAACAAAGAGAAGACAGUGAUCUGGAUUCUUCCCAAUCGUCCAGCGGCGCCGGUGGGGAUUCUGACAUACCGGAAACCGGAUGUCCCCAUAUGACAGUGACGAAACCCGCCCAGCAUUACGGUAGCUUUUAUCUGCGAAUGGGCGCAGUGGCUUUUGGAAUCGGUUCGAUGAUUUACUCUGGUUUGGAAUUUGGCCAGUAUUUUGAAUUAGAACGAAACACAAAAUGCCACAAUGUAAUGCUGGCCCUGACACCAGCAACACGAAUGGCCUUCAUCUUCAUCCAGAUGUACUUUAUCUUCUUGAACAAUGAACAAAUGAAGGUCUACAGACAUCGGGUCGUCGCCCGAUUUGGAUUAAUGCAUAUGAUUGGCACGAACUUAUCCGUAUGGCUGAAUGUCCUGGUGCAGGAGACUAAACACGAGAUCCUAACAUUUUACAAUCCUGAAAAUAAUUCUCUGAGAAUUUCACACAGACUCGGAGCAAAACUUGGAAUGCACUUGGGCGGCCACAGUCACGGGCAUCACGGUGAGCAUGUCAGACUGGCAAGAGGCCUGAAGGGACCACAUCACAUGUUUGAAUGCAGAAGGACCAACAUAAUGGGUUCAUUGGUCCAGGAUGCAAGUCCUUUCCUCUUUCCCUGCACCAUAGAAUACAGUCUGAUAUGCGCGGCCAUAUUAUACGUAAUGUGGAAGAACAUUUCGAAAACCAACGUAGCUCAACCAAUGACACCACUUGGUUCCCAUCAUCAUGCGCAUGCAUACAGAAGGUCUCCUCAUCACUACAGCGUGGACUGCGCCCGCGCACACAAGGGCCUCUUCGUUGGCAUCCUGAUCUUAGUGCUGACCAUCAUUUCCCUCAUCCUCUUCUUCGUCCUGAUCUCACGUCCAGAACUGGUGAGCCUGGCCGUGACGGAAGUAAACGUGUGCGAGCUGACCCUUUACGGGAUGUCGACCCUAGCGACCCUGAUAGGGAUGUUCCAGAUGCGCAAAUUACGUUAUGACGGCGGACGUAAUUUAGAACUGGACAAUAUCCUCCUAGUAGCAGCGCAAACUGGAAUGUUCAUCUAUUCAACGUUUACAAUAAUAGGAGGUCACUUUACUUUAGAGAAACAUACAGUCCUUGUACUUGUGACGGCCCUGGCCAGCGUGAUCCAGACUACGUGCCAGACUAUUUUCAUCCUGGAUGCGUCGAGGCGCAGCGUCGCUACGGCUGAGCAGAUAAGACGCAAACCAGGUCGCGAGAUCGUGACCUUCCUCCUGGUAACAAAUUUGGCCAUGUGGGCCAUCAACACCCUGGAGAAGUCACGUGCAGAAUCUCAUCCUGUACAGCUUCACUUUUAUGGCCUCUGGGCCUGGACCAUUAUCACCCACGUCUCUAUGCCCUUGGCUAUAUUCUACAGGUUCCAUAGCACAGUGUGCCUCUGUGAGGUCUGGAAGAGGGCCUAUAAGGUCAAACCUACUUACAUGUGACGUAAGGGGUCAGAGGGCGUGUGGAAACUGGUUGGCAGGGCAUCUCGUCCCAGGAAUCUGCCGGCUAAGCUGGAAGCAAUAGCCGAGAACGAGGCAGCCUAUUUUACUUGAGAUCCUUGUCGAAUCUUUUAUACGCACCUUAAGACACUCUGUCACAUAUGUUCGAUAUUAUACUUGCAUAUGAAUAAGUACGAUCAAAGAUCACUCAAAUUGGAGUAUCAUUUCUAGCUGCUCUUAUCGCUGGAAAGAUUCCGAAUUCCAUUGAAGAAAAAAAAAUAUCCGUCUUCCACUCAUCCAGAGAGUAUACGAUACGAAUAGUUCUAUAACGAUGGCGUAAAUUGAAACAUCCACUAAAUUAUAAUACCAGACUAACCUAACCUUGAUCCAAUUGAACAGCGAUGUUCCUAACAUAGACAGCGUUUUUCAAAUAGUCUUUACUGAAGUUAUCCUUUUACGAAAAAUCACAAAUCAAAACCCUUCGUUAUUACUAUAAAUGACACAACGUUGUGCCGCACUUAAAAAUUUUAUAAUUCACAUAGCUGAGCAUGAUACAGGUAUGAGCCUCGACCACCACAUCAAAUUCUGUGUCAUAUAUUCCUAGAAAGUGCGAAGUAAGAGAGAUAAAAAAAAAAGGAGAAAAAACUACAAGUACAACAGUCGAAUCAUAUCAUACACAUAUUAUUCAUACGUAAAGAAGCUCCGUCGAAAACUAAUAUAUAUUAUAUGCGUAGUAUACCUAUACAAAUCUUUUGUCAAUAUCAUCGCUAGAAUACCGUUUUAGAUACAUCAUAUGUGGGAUCAAGAUUUUUGAUUAGAGUCGACUAAGCGUGCGUUUUAUAUAAUAUACGAGGAACAGGAUCCGCGUGAUUGUGAGCCACAGGAUGCGAAUGCCCUACUCAUAUUUUUAUGCUCAACUGACCUCUGUUAAGAUGAGAGUAUGUUACAUAUGGGAGCAUGUUACUAUAGCGAGAAUGGAAAUAUAAGUGAAUGUGUAUGAGUGAGAGGGAGAGAGAGAGAGAGAGAGAGAGAGAGAUGCAUAGCACGCUUGAGAUAAUAAUCGGACAUGUAGAGAAUUAAAUGAGAAUGAAAAUGUGUGACUCGAUGUAAGCGCAUAAGAGUCGAUAACGUAUUCGAAUCAUAUAGAUGAUACAUGUUUUGUCCUAGGCGUUUUACAUUAUUACAAUUUACAUCGUAUUACGAUAGUCAUACAUGUGGAAGUGAUCGAGCCAAUUUAUUUGUACGAUAGUAUCGAUUAGUAUAAAAAAUAUUUGUAAAUAGGAAAGGAAUCCUCUUCGAUGUUUAGAUAUAGAUCGUGUCGACAUGUUUCUACCUAUGAUAUAUAUAUAUAAUAUAAACACAUAUAAAUUAUAUAUAUAUAUAUAUAAUAUAUAUAUAUUUAUUAUUGCGUUGUUCUAUUAUAAUAUUUAUUGUAAUAUUACAAUACGUUCAUACGAGUAUAAACGUUACGAAUAUUCCUUCGGACUCGUGUCGAGAUGAAUUUUUGAAAGAAAUUUCUUUUUCCAAAGAACUUUUCGAUCUCUCUGUUCUCAUCUUGAUUAAUCAAAGACUUUUUUUCCAUCUGCGUGAAAAAUUGUGUCUAUAACUCGUUGGAGCCUAUCGUUAUUGCAAGUGUCUUUGGAAAAUAUAUAUUUGCGUUGUUACGAUUGUUGUUUUCGCGUUCAAGAAUCUCGACAGGAUAUCCGGUGGUAACGGUCUUAGGAGAAAUUUUAUUCUCUACUCGUGACCGCCAAUCAAAACUCUACACGUCACGUCUUUUUAAACGCUGUACUUCUUUUCUAUGUCCACGUAUUCUAGUUCCUAUGCGAUGUUUGUACUCUUAUACCCUUUGUACUAUUUGUACCUUACGAAUUGCAAUACAGUCGUCCGCAGUGACAUGCAUACUAAAA